Australozyma saopauloensis is the source of this 447-nucleotide messenger RNA. RefSeq lists its product as uncharacterized. The record is from RefSeq and is a predicted model, not a curated record. The transcript has a single exon. Bases 1 to 447 code for a protein of 148 amino acids. NCBI's taxonomy places the organism in Eukaryota, Fungi, Ascomycota, Pichiomycetes, Serinales, Metschnikowiaceae.
AUGGGAUCUGCUGCCUCUAAACCAGAAGCCAAGGUAUUUACUCCCUCGGCGCCCGUCGACUUGUCGGCCUCGUUCUUGGCCCACUUGGAAAACUCCCAGGAAUCAGACUACACCCGCUCCCAAUAUACCGAAAGCUACAUCCAGGAGCGUGUGGCCAAGGAGUUGACUCGCUUGGAGGCCGAGGCUAUUGGCAAGUUCAAGAAGACCGCCUCCGACGCCGUUUCGAAGGACAAUGGAAGUAAGGUUUCGGUGGCCUCCACCAACGAUAAGAUCGAGGCGCUCACCAAGUCUUUGCGCGAGAGCUCGGAGCUGGUGCGUCUUGAGCUUUCGGAGAACGUCCAGAAACUGAAGCUGGCUGUGCUCCAGUGUUUGAAGGAUAACCAGGGCAAGCCCUUGAACUGUUGGGAUGAGGUGACUGAGUUUAAGAAGUUGGUGCACGGCCUCUAG